Molecule: messenger RNA, 1508 nt
Organism: Trifolium pratense (red clover)
Lineage: Eukaryota; Viridiplantae; Streptophyta; Magnoliopsida; Fabales; Fabaceae
Product: thylakoid membrane protein TERC, chloroplastic
Exons: 14
Coding region: 115-1197 (360 amino acids)
Cellular component (GO): membrane
Source: RefSeq, a predicted model, not a curated record
AGUCCACACCACAGAGUCUUAAACAAACAAACAAACUUAUCUUCUAAUUCCAUUCAAUUCAACUCAAGAAGGGCAAAAUAAGAGGAUCGUUCCCAUUUUCUCAACUCAAGAAUUAUGGGUUUGGCUUCUGUGGUUUACAAUGGCGUCCAAAUUCCAUUCAACUUCAAGGUUUCAUCUUUCAAAACCUCUACACUCCUCCAUUUCCUUCACCAUCCUAUCUCUUCUUUUUCCUCACGAGUGUAUCAUUUUCAUCAUCCUCUCCGUCUUCCCCUUCCAUACUCCAACCGAAUUCCUCAGGUUCAUCCAUUUCCUGCUUCAGAAGUGAAGAGAAUUAAUGCUCAACGAAAUGAUGACAUUGAGGAGACAUCUUCUACUGAGGAAUCACAGAGCUCUGCUGUUAGAACUGUAGCCUUAUGGGUUUGCGCUGCAGUGGCAUUUGGUGUUGGUUUGGGUUUUACAGAAGGUUAUGAAAAGGCAUCUGAAUUCUUUGCUGGAUACAUAUUGGAGCAAAGUCUCUCUGUGGAUAAUCUCUUUGUCUUUGUUCUAAUAUUCAAAUACUUCAAAGUGCCAGUUUUGUAUCAGAAUCGUGUACUUUCCUAUGGUAUUGUUGGUGCAGUUGUUUUUCGCCUGGCAAUAAUACUUCUUGGAACAGCCACCAUUCAGAGGUUUGAAGCAGUCAACCUUCUAUUGGCCGCGAUAUUACUCUUCUCAUCGUUUAAGCUAUUUGCUAGUGAAGAAGAAGAGUCAGACUUAUCUGAUAACUUUUUGGUGAAGACAUGCCAGAAACUAAUCCCUGUAACAACAUAUUAUGAUGGAAACAAGUUCAUAACUAAUCAGGAUGGAAUAUGGAUGGCCACACCUUUGCUUCUUACAGUAGCAGUUAUUGAACUCAGUGACAUUGCAUUCGCAGUGGACUCAAUACCUGCAGUUUUUGGAGUAACACGGGAUCCAUUUAUAGUGUUUUCUUCUAAUCUUUUUGCCAUUUUGGGUUUGAGGUCACUUUACGUGAUAAUUUCAGAGGGUAUGUCAGAAUUGAAGUACUUACAGCCGUCCAUUGCUGUUGUUCUGGGAUUCAUUGGGAUUAAGAUGAUCUUGGACUAUUUUGGAAUCCAUGUCUCCACAGAGGCAUCUCUUGGUUUUGUAGCCUCUAGUCUUACCAUUGGAGUGAUAUUAAGUCUGGCUAACAAAUCUGACUAGCUUAUAGACCAACUCAAAAUGAGUUGAGCUCUGCAUGAUUGCUUCUAUUUUACCAAGCAAUCCAAUUCUACCCUCACCACCAAUAAAAAAAAAACCAUUUAUUUUUCUUUUAUUAUCUUGUAAACUAUGCCAGCAAGAUUUACUUUAUAUGUUAAUGACAUUAGCCAAUUGCCAACUGAGGAACCCUUUGUUGCCUGUGCUACGGCAAUAGUUGAUGUUCAAAGUUAAAAGCAUAAUUGCAAAUUGUCAAUCAAAUCAUUUUAUUUUUGCUUAAAUGCAAUUUUGGUCCACCUAUUUACAAUUUUUGAAAA